CGAUUGGCUGGCAAAUGGAAAGGCGCCCGACGACCCCUGCAGUUUGAAAGAUUUACCAACACAGUGAAAGGCUUCCAUCAAAAAAUUGCCAAGAUUACAAGUACGGUGGCCGACAUUUUUUGACAUUUGCAUUUAUGGUCGCAGGCCUCCGUGAAGUGAAAACAUCCAGAGUACUAAAUUGCCUGCCGUUUUGCAACAGUUAACCAUGAGUACAAUCAACGGAACCAUCGCCAAUGGCUCAACAAAUGUGGGGCCUGUCGCAGGGCGCGUUCAAAAUGGGAAAAGAACACCGCACAACGGGCUGCACAGAAGUGUGACGAAGAAUGACCACUCCAAAUCUUCAUACGAGCAAGUUCCUUUGCAUACUGCGUGCUUCACCUAUCUGGGAUUCUAUCUGUUGAUGAUACUGGGAUACAUAAACCAACUGUUCUUUACACCGAAAGUAGCGACGGAAAAGCAUCGGGAUGGUUAUGUACCGCUGUACGAUGCGUUCGAGAAGUUCUACCUGCGCUAUGUUUACAGGCGCGUGAAAGAUUGUUGGAACAGACCCAUUUGUAGUGUUCCAGGUUCGGAAGUCGUCCUGAAGGAUAGAAUCACGAAAGACUACGGUUGGUCCUUUGAAUUCACUGGAACCGAGACAAAGUGUCUGAACUUGGGCUCCUACAAUUAUCUUGGCUUUGCGCAAAAUGAAGGUCCUUGUGCUGAUGAUUCUGAAGAAUGUAUUCGAACGCACGGUUUAGCUGCUUGUAGUCCACGCAGGGAGUUGGGCACGAAUCCAUUGCACACCGAGCUGGAGGCGUUGACUGCGAAGUUUUUGGGCGUCGAGGACGCUAUCGUAUUUGGCAUGGGAUUUGCCACCAACUCUUUGAACAUUCCUACCUUGAUUUCGCCGGGCUGUUUAGUUGUUAGCGACGAGAAGAAUCAUGCGUCAAUCAUUCUAGGGUUGAGACUGUCCGGAGCCACGCCAAAGGUUUUUAAGCAUAAUAACAUGAAGGAUCUCGAACGCGUUUUGCGGGAUUCGAUCAUAGCAGGACAGCCGGGCAGCGGUAAACCGUGGAAAAAGAUUCUUAUCAUAGUGGAAGGUGUUUUCAGCAUGGAGGGUUCGAUCGUGAAGCUUCCGGAAAUAGUUGAAUUGAAAAAGAAGUACAAAGCCUACAUCUAUCUGGACGAAGCUCACAGCAUCGGCGCGACCGGACCGUCGGGCCGCGGCGUUUUGGACUAUUACGGUGUCAACCCGCACGAUAUAGACAUUCUAAUGGGAACGUUCACAAAAAGCUUCGGUUCGGCUGGAGGUUACAUUGCGGGAAAUAAGAAACUUAUCAAUUUUCUGCGAGUGCAUAGCCACGCUCAUUGCUACGCCAGUUCCAUGUCCCCGCCAGUGACUCAACAAAUUUUAACGUCUAUGAAGAUCAUUCUUGGAAUGGAUGGGUCGUCCGAAGGCAAGAACCGUAUUUCACAGUUGGCAAGGAAUACGCGCUACUUUAGGAAGCGGCUGGCUCAGAUCGGAGUCAUUACCUACGGGCACGAAGAUUCCCCAGUUGUUCCUAUGCUCGUGUACCUGUUUUCCAAGAUUGGGGCCGUUGUGAGAACGUUAACCGCUAAGAAUAUUGCCGUUGUUGGCGUCGGGUUUCCAGCUACGCCCAUCAUGGAAGGGCGCAUUCGUUUUUGCCUGUCGGCUGCACACACAAAGGAACAGUUAGAUUACGCUCUUUCGGUUAUCGAUGAUAUAAGCGAUACGCUGGGCUUAAAGUAUUCCCGCAAACCUAAAAAUCUAAAUCCUAUCGAGUAUUAGCACGCAUCAUUACAAUAACGUUUGCCCCCCUUACGCAGUAGGAAGAAGGACAUACAAUGGCUUUAUGUUGCAUUUCCCCUGGCCUGUUUGAUUCACAUUUGCUUGAAUAAACACAUUACUACAGACAA
Anopheles stephensi (Asian malaria mosquito) is the source of this 1920-nucleotide messenger RNA. It is a transcript of the gene lace, whose product is annotated as serine palmitoyltransferase 2. The record is from RefSeq and is a predicted model, not a curated record. The transcript is spliced from 8 exons. The coding region runs from base 206 to 1792 and encodes 528 amino acids. Gene Ontology annotation, cellular component: serine palmitoyltransferase complex. Gene Ontology annotation, biological process: ceramide biosynthetic process; sphingosine biosynthetic process. Gene Ontology annotation, molecular function: pyridoxal phosphate binding; serine C-palmitoyltransferase activity. Lineage: Eukaryota; Metazoa; Arthropoda; Insecta; Diptera; Culicidae.